GGCAAAAGAGAUAGUCUGAUUGCGUCCUCUUGCACUGACGUGAUGCUACUGUCCAUGGCCCUCAACAGCAUGUCCUGGAUGCUGCUAUCCUGCCUGAUGCUUGUAUCUCAAGUGCAUGGUGAAGACUCCCAGGAGGGAAUUCUCUCUUCACGCAUCAGUUGUCCCAGCGGUGCUAAAGCCUAUGGGUCCUACUGCUAUGCACUAUUUAAGACACCAAAAUCUUGGUUUGAUGCAGACCUGGCCUGUCAGAAGCGGCCUUCAGGACACCUUGUGUCUAUCCUCAGUGGAGCUGAAGGGUCCUUCGUGUCUUCCCUGAUCAAGAGCAAUGCGAUCAGCUCCUAUUAUGUUUGGAUUGGGCUCCAUGACCCCACACUGGGCCUAGAACCCAAUGGAGGAGGAUGGGAGUGGAGCAGCACUGAUCUGCUGGAUUACUUCAACUGGGAGAGGAACCCUUCCAUUGCCUCAGACCGUGGUUACUGUGGAAGUGUGACACUAAACUCAGGAUUUCUGAAAUGGAGAGAUUAUAAUUGCGGUGUGCAGUUACCUUAUGUUUGCAAGUUCAAGAACUAAGAUCGAUAGCGGCCUCAACUUGUAUGAACAAGAGUCCAAGUAUGAAGAUUUACCUAAAAGGGAACAUUCUCCUCAUACUCCAAAACCUGAAAUC
Molecule: messenger RNA, 664 nt
Organism: Fukomys damarensis (Damara mole-rat)
Lineage: Eukaryota; Metazoa; Chordata; Mammalia; Rodentia; Bathyergidae
Product: regenerating islet-derived protein 3-beta
Exons: 6
Coding region: 43-570 (175 amino acids)
Biological process (GO): antimicrobial humoral immune response mediated by antimicrobial peptide; venom-mediated disruption of cell wall in another organism; positive regulation of cell population proliferation
Molecular function (GO): signaling receptor activity; peptidoglycan binding; oligosaccharide binding
Source: RefSeq, a predicted model, not a curated record